UGAAGAGAUAGGUGGGGAGCUUUAUGCGCAGACGUAUUGUCAUACAGAAAAUAACUGGAGCUGCAUUAUCUUUAAAAAGCUGAAAUAUCCUCAGUAUGCAAUUUCCUGUUCUUCUGUUCAUCUCAUCUGUUUCAGCAGUAGUUGGCAUGAUGAGUGUACAAGUUACCAAACCUGUGGUUUCCUACUGCCACCAGGCUAUCACUCUACACUGCAAUGUUUCACUGCCUGAUGGAAAGGACCGUGAAUUCCAGGUUACUCAUCUGAGCUGGAUUAAAGAAUCAAAUAAAACAAUAUGCUCAGAAAGCAAGACAGCAAUGAAUGGUUCCAUCCUUUGCCAAUACAUGCCAAAAAAACAGUUGGUAUUGACUAUUACCCAACCAAAAUCAGAUGACAUUGGACGCUAUAUCUGCAAACUCCGAUCUUCCCAUGGACAUACAAGUGCUAAUACCAGUGUGACUUUGGAGUGUCCUAAGAAAAUUGUCCAGGUAAAAGAAGACGGAAAAAACAGGGUGACUUGCAAGGUUGAGAAGUCAGACCAUGAUGGGCGUAUCCACUGGUUUCAUGGAACGGUCAAUCUAACGAGCCAAUCAUCCCAGGUCAUUUAUCCUGUUAAUGGAUUAUAUACAGUGGUUAGUUCUCUCAAUAACAGUGUAAACUGGAAAACAUAUAACUGUUCUUACUGGAUUCCUCAACUUGAGAAAUAUAUAACCAGCAAGAACAUUGUUAUGGAAUAUAGCACAACGUCUAAGACAAAGUCUUUUAGCAGUGACAGUUGCACUGGUCUAGUCUUCUGUUUGAGUCUUCUUUGGACUCUCAUUUAGCAAUAAUGGGAACAAUUGUAGCAAUAACUCUAAAAGGCUACUUUUGAACUUUAAUUUAAACAAACAAGUGCAUUAAUACCCCACUCAAACUUACACAUGAAAGAUACCUAUUCCAUGCCGAAGACUUGGUCUGUUUAGGAAUUAGGAUAUACUUAUUUCUACACACCAAAAGAAUCAUCAGUUAAAUUAAAAUGUCUGGAAAACCAACAUUUGUGCUUGUGUCAUGGGUGUGUGUGUGUGUGUGAGCCUGUAUACUCCUUGUACAAACAAAAAAGAAAAAAUAUGCAUAUAAAAAACCUUUUUAUUAACAGUAGAAUAAUCAUGGCUCAUAGUAAGAAAAGCAAACUGAAUGCAAGAACAGCUGUACCAGAUGUAAGCUCCUAACCCCAUCAUCAAAUGUUUUAAAAUGUAUAUAUAAAUUUAGGAUAGUUAAUAGAUAGGUAAAUAGAUUGUGAGUUGGUCUUAGUGACAUAGAAGUCCUAUUCUUAACGUUUCACAGUCUAGCUAGUCCUAAAUUUAGGCCUGACACUCCCACUAAUAAAUCAGCAAGUUAGGAGCUUUUAGCCUUAAGAUGUUUUGUGAAUAAGGGCCCUGUUGUUUUUCUCCUUUCAUGUUUUGUAUCACUUUAAUUGUUUCUGUGUGACUGGUGAAAUAAAAUCUGUUUCACAGCAGUCACUUAUUGCUGGAAUUUUAUUACAAAAUUAAAGUAAUUGUAAUUGUG
Molecule: messenger RNA, 1542 nt
Organism: Puntigrus tetrazona (Sumatra barb)
Lineage: Eukaryota; Metazoa; Chordata; Actinopteri; Cypriniformes; Cyprinidae
Exons: 4
Coding region: 96-821 (241 amino acids)
Source: RefSeq, a predicted model, not a curated record